Molecule: messenger RNA, 2667 nt
Organism: Eubalaena glacialis (North Atlantic right whale)
Lineage: Eukaryota; Metazoa; Chordata; Mammalia; Artiodactyla; Balaenidae
Gene: PTCHD1
Product: patched domain containing 1
Exons: 3
Coding region: 1-2667 (888 amino acids)
Biological process (GO): chemical synaptic transmission; cognition
Cellular component (GO): plasma membrane; synapse
Source: RefSeq, a predicted model, not a curated record
AUGCUGCGGCAGGUUCUGCACAGGGGCUUGAGGACGUGUUUCUCCCGGCUCGGCCACUUCAUUGCCAGUCACCCUGUCUUCUUCGCCUCGGCGCCGGUGCUCAUCUCCAUCCUGCUCGGCGCCAGCUUCAGCCGCUACCAGGUCGAGGAGAGCGUGGAGCACCUGCUGGCGCCCCAGCACAGCCUCGCCAAGAUCGAGCGCAACCUCGUCAACAGCCUCUUCCCGGUCAACCGCUCCAAGCACCGGCUCUACUCGGACCUGCAGACCCCUGGGCGCUACGGCCGGGUCAUCGUCACCUCCUUCCAGAAAGCCAACAUGCUGGACCAGCAUCACACCGACCUGAUCUUAAAGUUGCAUGCUGCUGUGACCAGGAUCCAGGUUCCAAGGCCUGGAUUUAAUUACACAUUUGCUCACAUAUGUAUCCUGAAUAACGAUAAGACUUGCAUCGUGGACGACAUAGUGCAUGUCCUGGAGGAGCUAAAGAAUGCUCGGGCCACCAACCGGACCAAUUUUGCUAUCACGUACCCGAUCACUCACUUAAAGGACGGGAGGGCAGUUUACAACGGGCACCAGCUUGGAGGCGUCACCGUGCACAGCAAGGACCGAGUGAAAUCCGCAGAGGCUGUCCAGCUCACCUACUACCUGCAGUCAAUCAACAGUCUCAACGACAUGGUGGCAGAGAGGUGGGAGUCCAGCUUCUGCGACACCGUCCGACUGUUCCAGAAAUCUAACAGCAAAGUCAAAAUGUACCCUUACACGUCCUCCUCACUGAGGGAAGAUUUCCAGAAGACCAGCCGCGUAUCAGAACGUUACCUGGUCACCAGCUUGAUCCUGGUGGUCACCAUGGCCAUCCUCUGCUGCUCUAUGCAGGACUGCGUCCGCAGCAAACCCUGGCUGGGCCUGCUCGGGCUGGUGACCAUAAGCCUGGCCACUCUCACUGCGGCCGGGAUCAUCAAUCUUACUGGUGGGAAAUACAAUUCCACCUUCCUGGGAGUCCCUUUCAUCAUGCUAGGUCAUGGAUUAUAUGGGACUUUUGAAAUGUUAUCCUCCUGGAGGAAAACUAGAGAAGACCAACACGUUAAAGAGAGAACUGCAGCAGUCUAUGCAGACUCCAUGCUCUCCUUUUCUCUCACCACUGCCAUGUACCUGGUCACCUUUGGCAUAGGGGCCAGCCCUUUCACAAACAUUGAGGCAGCCAGGAUUUUCUGCUGCAAUUCCUGUAUCGCAAUCUUCUUCAACUACCUCUAUGUACUCUCGUUUUAUGGUUCCAGCCUGGUAUUCACUGGCUACAUAGAAAACAAUUACCAGCAUAGUAUCUUCUGUAGGAAAGUCCCAAAGCCCGAGGCAUUGCAGGAGAAGCCCGCAUGGUACAGGUUUCUCCUGACGGCCAGGUUCAGCGAGGACACAACUGACGGCGAGGAAGCGAACACUUACGAGAGUCACCUAUUGGUAUGUUUCCUCAAACGCUAUUACUGUGACUGGAUAACCAACACCUAUGUCAAGCCUUUUGUAGUUCUCUUUUACCUUAUUUAUAUUUCCUUUGCCUUAAUGGGCUAUCUGCAGGUCAGUGAAGGGUCAGACCUUAGUAACAUCGUAGCAACGGCGACACAAACCAUCGAGUACACUACUGCCCAGCAAAAGUACUUUAGCAACUACAGUCCGGUGAUUGGGUUUUACAUAUACGAGUCUAUAGAAUACUGGAACACUAGUGUCCAAGAAGACGUGCUAGAAUACACCAAGGGGUUUGUGCGAAUAUCCUGGUUUGAGAGCUAUUUAAAUUACCUUCGGAAACUCAAUGUGACCACUGGCUUGCCUAAGAAAAAUUUCACAGACAUGUUGAGAAAUUCCUUCCUGAAAGCCCCCCAAUUUUCACAUUUUCAAGAGGACAUCAUCUUCUCUAAAAAGUACAAUGAUGAGGUUGAUGUAGUGGCCUCCAGAAUGUUUUUGGUGGCCAAGACCAUGGAAACGAACAGAGAAGAACUCUAUGAUCUCCUGGAGACCCUGAGGAGACUUUCCGUCACCUCCAAGGUGAAGUUCAUCGUCUUCAAUCCGUCCUUCGUGUACAUGGAUCGAUACGCCUCCUCUCUGGGAGCCCCCCUGCACAACUCCUGCAUCAGUGCUUUGUUCCUGCUCUUCUUCUCGGCAUUCCUGGUGGCAGACUCUCUGAUUAAUGUCUGGCUCACUCUAACGGUUGUGUCCGUGGAGUUUGGAGUUAUAGGUUUCAUGACAUUAUGGAAAGUAGAACUGGACUGCAUCUCUGUGCUAUGCUUAAUUUAUGGAAUUAACUACACAAUUGACAACUGUGCUCCACUAUUAUCCACCUUUGUUCUGGGCAAGGAUUUCACAAGAACGAAGUGGGUAAAAAAUGCCCUGGAAGUGCAUGGGGUAGCUAUUUUACAGAGUUACCUCUGCUAUCUUGUUGGUCUGAUUCCUCUUGCAGCUGUGCCUUCAAAUCUGACCUGUACACUGUUCAGGUGCUUGUUUUUAAUAGCAUUUGUCACCUUCUUUCACUGCUUUGCCAUUUUACCUGUGAUACUGACUUUCCUGCCACCCUCUAAGAAAAAAAGGAAAGAGAAGAAAAAUCCUGAAAAUCGGGAGGAAAUUGAGUGUGUAGAAAUGGUGGAUAUCGAUAGUACCAGAGUGGUUGACCAAAUUACAACAGUGUGA